Ostertagia ostertagi is the source of this 426-nucleotide messenger RNA. The record is from the annotation of a GenBank genome assembly. Lineage: Eukaryota; Metazoa; Nematoda; Chromadorea; Rhabditida; Trichostrongylidae.
AUGGGUGCCAAGAACCACGGGGUGGUCAUGCCGGACUGCAACAAAGAGCAGACCCUUAAUCAGUUGACAGCCGCUGCAUUUGGAGCUGCAGGACAACGUUGUAUGGCCCUCUCGACGGCGAUCCUUGUCGGCGAGGCCCGUUCUUGGUUACCUGAACUAGUGAAUAGGGCCAAGCAGCUUCAUGUAAAUGCAGGAUGGAAGCCAGAAACUGACGUCGGUCCAUUAAUAUCAAAGGCAGCAAAGCAGCGCGCCGUCAACAUCAUAAAAGGAGCGAAGAAGGAAGGCGCUAAUGUACUACUCGACGGAAGCGACAUCGUUGUCCCAGGGUUCGAGAAGCGGCAACUUCGUGGGACCGCACCGAUUAAUUCGCAGGAUCCAAACCAACAUGACUUGCUACAAAGGAAGAGAUUUUCGCGCCGGUUCUAG